AGUACAUAAAGCUCGAUGAUUCCGCUUCAGGAUCCUGUAAUUGCAGAUUUUGACCUUUAAGCUCCUGGUCUUUGACAGAAAGGUGAAGAGGAGAAGAUAUUACAGAUGGCCCUGCAGUGGAAGUUAUUUCCCCUGACUGCACUAGUGCUCUUGGUGCACCAGUGCCUUGGUGAAGCCCCCAGCCUGCAGGAACAUCUGGCCGACUGCCUGAAUGACACGGACUACGCAGAUCUGCUGAGGACAGUAGAGACCGGCCUCCCUCUCACACACACACCGCAGCACGUUGUGAUUGUCGGGGCUGGAAUCGCUGGACUUACAGCCGCCUACUUACUGGAAGACGCAGGACAUAAGGUAACGAUACUGGAGGCCAGUGGUCGUGUUGGAGGACGGGUGCACACCUACAGAGAUGAGAAAGAGGGCUGGUACGCUGAACUGGGAGCUAUGAGGAUACCGAGUUUCCACCUCAUCGUCCGCUGGUUCACUAAUAAACUGGGGGUCAAGCUGAACGACUUCAACAUGGAGGACACCAACACCUUUUACCUGGUGAACGGACUGAGGAAGAGAACAUACGCGGUGAAGGAGAACCCCAACAUCCUGAGGUACAACCUGACGGGGAGAGAGAGAGGGAAGUCAGCCGACGAGCUGCUGGAGCGAGCUCUGCAGAAGGUGAAAGAUGAAGUGAAGGCCCAUGGCUGCAAAGCUGCACUUGUAAAAUACGACCACUAUUCUGUGAAGGAGUACCUGGUGGAGGAAGCUGGUCUGAGUCGAGAGGCGGUGAGGAUGAUCGGGGACUUGCUAAAUGAAAACAGCCUCAUGUACACAGCGCUGUCUGAAAUGAUCUAUGAACAGAGUGCCAUCAGCGAUGACGUCAUGUAUUCUGAAAUCACUGGCGGAUCGGAUCUCCUCCCCCGAGCUUUCCUCAGCGUCAUCAGUGCCACCAUUCACCUCAAUUCUAAGGUCAAACGCAUCCAACAGUCCCAUAGAGGUGUAAUCGUGUCGUAUCAGAUGGGCAACCGACCCUCUUGGACCCAGCUGGCUGCCGACGUUGUCUUGGUAACGACCACAGCCAAGGCAGCCCUCUACAUGGACUUUCUGCCUCCUCUGUCCAUCCAAAAGAUGGAUGCCCUGAGGGCGGUCCACUACGACAGCUCCACUAAGAUCAUCCUCACCUUCAGCGAGAAGUUUUGGGAAAGGGAUGGCAUCAAAGGAGGGAAGAGCAUCACCGACCGGCCCUCGCGGUACAUCUACUACCCGAGCCACAGCUUCGCCAAAAACAAGACCAUCGGCGUCCUCUUGGCGUCUUACACCUGGUCUGAUGACUCCCUCCUCUUCCAAGGCGCGAGUGACCAACAGCUGAAAGAGCUGGUCCUCAAGGAUCUGGUGGAGAUCCACGGCGAGCGCGUCAGGUCCCUCUGCACCGGCGUGGUGGUGAAGAAGUGGAGCGAGGAUCCUUACAGCAUGGGUGCCUUCGCCCUCUUCACACCCUACCAGCACCUGGACUACGCCAAGGAGCUCUUCCAAAGUGAGGGAAGGGUGCACUUUGCCGGCGAGCACACGGCCUUCCCUCAUGCCUGGAUAGAGACGGCGAUGAAAUCUGCGAUCAGGGCCGCCACCAACAUCAACAAGGAGGCAUGCCUGAACACCGGAGCUCAACGGGAGGAACUCUGAGGUCUUGAGGCUGGAAUCACGUGCACUCAACGAUAAUGAGUACCAAUAAUGUGAGAAUUAAUGUGAUAUUAAUUAAUGUAAAAUUGCCUAAGAAUUACCUAUUUUAUUACGCCAGGAGACAAAAUGUAUUAUUUCUGUUGAUUCACCCUUCAACAGCAUCAUAAAACUGUCAUUUCCUUUUUGACUUUAUAAUGAGACUCAUCGUCCGUCAUAAGGUCUUGUAACUCCUUCAUGGCACCGUCCUUCAUCUUUUAGCAAUUAAAAAUCAAAUUUCCCACAGAUAUGGUGAUUUUGUGUUAUGAGGUAGGACAAACCUUACUUUUUGCCCCUUUAGUAUUUGACUAAAACCCAACGGAUCUCAAUCACUGUGAUCUGAAAAGUAAAACAGAAUCUGGGCCGAGCAUUUUCUGUGACGCCUGGUGACUGUCAGUAAUAUUUGGCACAAUUUACACUCAUUCAUUUAUUCAUUCAUUUUUGUAAGAGAGUAAUUAAAGUACUUAAAUGAUUGUUUGCAAUUGUGUUAUAUGUACAUGAGGCAUAUUUAUUUUAUUUUAUUUUAUUUGGACAAUACACAGGUAUGUACUGCUUCAGUUUACUAUACUGUCCUAAUUACCCUCAAUGGGCACUGUGUAUCAAAACAUUAUGAGACUGGUGCAUUUACCAUUUUCACUGAUAAAUUUCUCUAUAUUGUUUGGAUUUUUCAAUAAAGAAGGACCUGGUUGUUAGGACUGUGUCUUUUUACUAUCGGCAAAAAAUAAAUAAAUAAAUA
Molecule: messenger RNA, 2437 nt
Organism: Myripristis murdjan (pinecone soldierfish)
Lineage: Eukaryota; Metazoa; Chordata; Actinopteri; Holocentriformes; Holocentridae
Product: L-amino-acid oxidase-like
Exons: 8
Coding region: 106-1668 (520 amino acids)
Biological process (GO): amino acid catabolic process
Molecular function (GO): L-amino-acid oxidase activity
Source: RefSeq, a predicted model, not a curated record